Messenger RNA from Ilex paraguariensis (yerba mate), 1192 nucleotides. The record is from the annotation of a GenBank genome assembly. NCBI's taxonomy places the organism in Eukaryota, Viridiplantae, Streptophyta, Magnoliopsida, Aquifoliales, Aquifoliaceae.
AUGGGCUGUGUAUCAUCCAAAUCAUUCAGGAAAGAUCUGAAACAAGAGAUUUUGGUUGGAAAUGGAGACUACAACCACCAUGUUGUCUCUCUCACUUCAAGCACUUAUGGUGUUCUUAAACUUGACGAAGAACCACCACCACCACCACUACCACCAUCACCACCCAUCAAAGAAUGUGUCAUUGAAUCGAAGAGAUCGCCACCUCGCGAAGAACCAGAGAUAGUUAAUGCUUGGGAGCUCAUGAAAGAUCUUGACGAAGAAGUACCCAUUUGGAUUCAAGCGAAGAAAAACCCCAAAUCGAGAGGGUUGCUUCAUGGGUUUACAGACAUGGAUGCUAGUAGAAGUCCUUUGAAGUUUUUGAAUCAUAUGGCUUCCCCAAAGAAGUUCAAAAACUUUGGAGGCAAAGAGAGCCAGAGACGGAUCAAUGGCGACUCGGGACGGUUGGAUUAUAGCCCGAAAAGGGUCUUGAAAGAGUGUAAUUUCCCAGAAAAUUCGUCGAAGAUUUCACCAAAUUCGAGAAUUUCAAUGAGGGGAAGUCCAGAUUUGAAAUGUGAUGGAUUGAGGGUCGAUUCAGAGGUUGUUUCAUUGAGGCGGCAGAGUUUAGACCCACUGUUUGAUCCAGAACUUGUUGCGUUUUUGGAGAGAGAAAUGUCCGAAAAGGAAGAACAGAUCAAGAAAAUGGUUUCAGCGACACCCAUUACACCAAAAUCCAGAAAUUCACAGGAUUCAGAAUCCAAUUCAAAGUUGUUUCAGAGCGAAUGUCCUCAAGGUGUUGAGAAUGGAGUUGUCAUAUACACCACCACAUUGAGGGGAAUCAGGAAGACAUUUGAGGAUUGCAACAUUGCACGAUCGGUCAUCGAAUCACACCAUGUUCAGAUGUUUGAGCGUGAUGUGUCGAUGGAUUCGGGGUUUAAGGAAGAACUGAGGGGAUUAAUGGGCACAAAAGAGGUGAAAGUUCCAGUGGUGUUUGUGAGGGGAAGGUUGAUUAGGGGAGCUGAUGAAAUUGUGAAGUUAGAGGAGGAGGGCAAAUUGGGGAAUAUGUUUUGUGGAAUUCCGAGGGCGGUCGCCGCCGGGUGGUGCGAGGGCUGUGCCGGGGUCCAGUUUGUGAUAUGUAUGGACUGCAAUGGGAGUUGUAAAGUGGUGGGGGAUGAUGGGAAGAUGACAGUGAAGUGUGGCGAGUGCAAUGAGAAUG